ACUAAAAAAUGUAUUUUAUUUAAAACUCAUUUAGCUCCCAACUAUUCAAGGUCUGACAUCUAAACCAGAUGGGUUGAACUUGAGAUUAUUUGCUCUGUAUCCACAGGUGUUGAGAGAGAUAUCCUCUCUGACUUUACACAGCUAUCAAGGCAAUAAUGCUAGGAAAACCAUUAAUCAAAAUUUGAUAGUGCCUAUCUGCAAUCAGAAGAAGAAAACAAAGAACACCUUGGACUAUAAAAGCAGGUAAAACACACCCAAAGGAUCUAGUCAGUCACAAUGUUGACGUUCUUGCUUCUUGUGACUCUGGCCCUAGCAUCUUCUCACCAUUCUGGUGAGCACUUUGAAGGUGAGAAGGUGUUCCGGGUCAAUGUUGAAGACGAAAAUCACAUCAACUUACUCCGUCAGUUGGCCAGCACCACCCAGAUUGACUUCUGGAAACCAGAUUCUGUCACACAAAUCAAACCUCACAGUACAGUUGACUUCCGUGUAAAAGCAGAAGAUAUUUUCACUGUGGAAGAUUUUCUGGAGCAGAAUGAACUACAAUAUGAGGUGUUGAUAAGCAACCUGAGAUCUGUGCUGGAAGGUCAAUUUGACAGCCAGGUCCGUUCAACUGGACACAGUUAUGAGAAGUACAACAAAUGGGAAACGAUAGAGGCUUGGACUCAACAAGUCACCAGUGAGAAUCCAGGCCUCAUCUCUCGCAGAGCCAUUGGAACCACAUUUGAAGGACGCACUAUGUACCUCCUCAAGGUUGGCAAAGCUGGACCAAAUAAGCCUGCCAUUUUCAUGGACUGUGGUUUCCAUGCCAGAGAAUGGAUUUCUCCUGCAUUUUGCCAAUGGUUUGUGAGAGAGGCUAUCCGCACCUAUGGACAAGAAAUCCACAUGACAGAACUUCUCGACAAGUUAGACUUUUAUGUCUUGCCUGUGGUCAAUAUCGACGGCUACGUCUACACCUGGACCAAGAACCGAAUGUGGAGAAAGACCCGUUCCACCCAGGCUGGAACUACCUGCAUUGGCACAGACCCCAACAGAAAUUUUGAUGCUGGUUGGUGCAAAAUCGGAGCUUCUCGAAGCCCGUGUGAUGAAACUUACUGUGGACCUGCUGCAGAGUCUGAAAAAGAGACCAAGGCCCUGGCUAAUUUCAUCCGCAGCAACCUCUCUUCCAUCAAAGCAUAUGUGACAAUCCACUCAUACUCCCAAAUGAUGCUCUACCCUUACUCCUAUGAUUAUAAACUCACAGAGAACAACGCUGAGUUGAACGCCCUGGCUAAAGCCACCAUAAAAGAACUUGCCACCCUGCAUGGCACCAAGUACACAUAUGGCCCAGGAGCUACAACAAUCUAUCCUGCUGCUGGAGGCUCUGAUGACUGGGCUUAUGACCAAGGUAUCAAAUAUUCCUUUACCUUUGAACUCCGGGACAAAGGCAGAUAUGGCUUUGCCCUCCCUGAAUCCCAGAUUCGGCCAACCUGUGAGGAGACGAUGCUGGCCAUCAAGUACCUUGCCAGAUAUGUCCUGGGACAUCUGUACUAGCAGAGAAUAAUGACAGCCUUAUUUCAAAGUGCUCACUCUUUGUCUCUUUCCUAUCCUGAAUUCUUAUUUUAGUCUGCCUGGAUAUUUUCUAGACCCCAAUAUUUCUUUUAAGCCUCUAGUCUAUUAAACUACUUGGA
Lontra canadensis (Northern American river otter) is the source of this 1667-nucleotide messenger RNA. RefSeq names its product carboxypeptidase B1 (gene CPB1). NCBI's taxonomy places the organism in Eukaryota, Metazoa, Chordata, Mammalia, Carnivora, Mustelidae. Gene Ontology annotation, molecular function: metallocarboxypeptidase activity; zinc ion binding. The transcript has 11 exons. Gene Ontology annotation, biological process: proteolysis. The coding region runs from base 277 to 1530 and encodes 417 amino acids. The record is from RefSeq and is a predicted model, not a curated record.